Stegodyphus dumicola is the source of this 1023-nucleotide messenger RNA. RefSeq names its product isochorismatase domain-containing protein 2-like. Lineage: Eukaryota; Metazoa; Arthropoda; Arachnida; Araneae; Eresidae. The record is from RefSeq and is a predicted model, not a curated record.
GGCGAUUACUUUGUUUACGUUUAUGUCGAGCUGUGUCCUGCUGUAAAGAGUGUAAAACACCCUAACGUUAUAUUUAGUAUUGGUAACCUGUUAUUUUAAAAUGUCGAACAUCUGCAGAUUAAAGCAACUUAUUCCUAAAACAACGGCCUUCUUUCUUUGCGAUAUGCAAGAGAAAUUUGCCUCUUCAAUACAAUAUUUCCCAGCGAUAGCGAAUGCUGCAUCCCGUAUUUUAAAAGCUGCCAAAAUAUUAGAUAUGCCAGUUAUUGUCACUGAGCAGUACCCAAAAGGUCUGGGUCAUACUGUGAAAGAAAUUGGUUUAAAUGAAUAUCCAGAUUUAAAGCCUUUUGAAAAAACUCAGUUCAGUAUGAUGAUACCUGAAGUAAAUGAUUUUUUAAAAAACAAACAUCCAGAUGUGAAUAAUAUAAUUAUAUGUGGCAUAGAGUCUCAUGUAUGUGUACAGUGCACCGUGCAAUCUCUUUUAAACCAUGGAUUUGAUGUUCAUGUUGUAGCCGAUGGCUGCUCAUCUCGUUCUAUGGUUGAUAGGAUAUACUCAUUUCAGAGAAUGAAAGCGAUGGGGGCUUGGCUUACUACCAGUGAAAGUGUUAUAUUAGGUUUAGUCGGUGAUGCUGCACAUCCAAAAUUUAAAGAAGUUCAGAAAAUUAUCCGAGAUCCUGCUCCUGAAAGUGGAUUGCUAUCAUUUCUACCACAUGUGAUUGGGUAAGGGCCUCUAAAUUUUAAAUUGUAAGUUAAAGCAAAGGAUUUCUGAAGUUUGGUGUUAGUAUGACUUGAUGAGGUGAUUUUAGUUAAUACAAUUCAUGAAAAAUCACUGAUAAGAGACUAGAUAAGACAUGUAUAUAGUUAUAUAUAUUUUUGUAUAGAAGAUUUUGAUAAAAAUACUUUUGAAAAUGUUUGCAGAGAUAUCUUAAUUUUGAGUAACUGCAUUAAGAUUAAUUAAAUGUAAAUGAUUAAUUAAAUGUAAAUGAUUUGUUUGUUGAAGAGAAUAAAAAUGGCAAUUUGAAACAA